Messenger RNA from Lathyrus oleraceus (garden pea), 2122 nucleotides. RefSeq lists its product as uncharacterized. The coding region runs from base 638 to 2122 and encodes 494 amino acids. Lineage: Eukaryota; Viridiplantae; Streptophyta; Magnoliopsida; Fabales; Fabaceae. The record is from RefSeq and is a predicted model, not a curated record. The transcript is spliced from 3 exons.
CCUGAUCCUCGUUCCAGACGAGGUAUGUAGGCAGGUGGUCGUGCGAGACCACUCCGGGUAACCUUUUUCUUUUUUGCGUGCGUUUACUUGUUAUCUGACUGCGUGUUUUGGGCUCGGAUGCCGACGUAAGUCCAGUGAUUGGCAGUCGGGCUCCACGUUUGCCGUUUUGAUUGUGUUUUGGCUCGGAUGCCGACGUAAUUCCGUCCAGUGGUUGUCGGGCUCCAUGUUUGCCACCCUUGUGUGUUGGUUUGUUUUGUGUUGUUUGGCGUGCGUAAGCCGAACUACAGUGGCUCUGAUUCUUGUUCCAGACAAGAUAUGUAGGCCUAAGGUGCGAUACCUUAUCGAGCUCAUUUCUCUUAACCCCACCUGCGUUCCCUGUGUGUGUGUGUGAUGUUUAGCAACCUUUUCUUUAUUCUAGGACGUGGAUCCCUAGGAGUACCUAGGACGUGAGGGGUGCUAAUACCUUCCCCUCGCGUAACCGACUCCCGAACCUUUUCUCUCUGGUCGCGAGACCAUGUCUUUCCAGGUUUCUCUGAGCGUUUCCUUUCCCUAUCUUGGGAUAAAUAACGUUUAGUGGCGGCUCUGUGUGUUUUUAUUUUUAGGCUCGCCGGUUGUUUUUUCGCAGGAUGCGACACUUAUGUGCAGGGUUAACCACGUUCGACAGACCCAACUGUCUCCUCUCACUCCAAGAAAUCCAAAAAAACACAAACGCUCUGCUGCCACAGGAUCUGAGCCGACUCCCCAGUCGACCCAGCCAUCUUCUCACCACUCCCACAAAUCCAAAGGCCAUCAGGGCCACAAAAGGAAGAAGCACAAUUCUCCCUCUAGGAGUGGUGAAGCCAAGAAAAAAAGACACCACAAAAUGCUCACUCCAGAGGCUCCUGCUUUAGAUACCGACACUAUUGUGGUCGACACUUCCAUCCUUAAUAAAGCCCCUGGUCCAUCUGUGGGGGCUUCGCAGUCGACCAGCACCCCCGCUGCUGCUGUCUUGGGGGAAGACAAUCCAGAUGCCAUUUCCCCUGCACUGACACAGGCCGAUGCUUCUGAUGAGCCAUCUCAUCCUGUCGCCGACUAUACUCCUUCGUCGCCGGCUUCUUCUCCAACUCACCAAGCACCUUCUGUCGACACUGCUGGUGAGUUCAUUGGCUUCCCUAUCCAGAUUAGUGAUAGUGACUCUGACUCAGUCACUAGUCCUGCAACGUACACGGAUUCCAGUUCGACUAGUUCUGACUCUAGUCUUUCUUCAGCUUCCUUGCCUUUGCAGGAUUCAAGGGGACCAGUGGAUGUCGACACCACCAAAACCCAACCUUCUCAAACUACUCCUCUAUCAGCUACUUCUCCUUCAUCUUCCCAGGGGCUGGCAAUAAAGCCUUCUGCUCUGGCAGCAAUUGCUAGGCUUCGUAGCCUAGUAAGGUCAUGUGAUACUUCUUCAGACUCUAAGCAGCAUCACCAUUCUGGUAAGAUGGGUUCUGAGGCGACGAAAACCAAAGCUCUAAUGGACAAGGUUCACUUUCAUGCUUUGAAUCCUGACCUCCCUCAUGUGCUUAUGGAUGAACCUGCUGUCGGCCCAGAGAUCUUGCAUGCGCUUGCCCAACUCAAAGAGCUUCAGAUUGCAGAAUAUGUUAAGUGUGCAACUGCCGCUUUAGAAAAACUUCUGGUUCCCAUGCUGCGUCAUCUCGACAACGUUAGGGAAAAUGAGCGCCAGAUCGUAACUACUGAGGCCUUUGUGAAGGAAAAGUGGGAGUUGGUGAUGAAUGCCGACGCAGAGGUCACCAAAUUGCUGAGGACUAUUGAGGAGAAUAAAAAGGAAUUGGCCUCCAAGCAAAUAAGGGUUGUUGAGAUACGCCAGCAAAUUGAUGCCCUUCGGCGUCAAAUUGUUGCUUUGGAUAGUGCGUUGGAGUCAAUUACUAAGGAGGAGUCAUGCUUUGUCGACGAAGUUAUAAAACCUGCCCAAGCCACUGUGGAGCAGACCACCAGCAAUGCCUUAGCGGUAGCUGAAGAGCUUUCCACCGUUGAGAAGAAUCUUGAACAGCUUAAAGUCCAGACCGACACCUUGGAACCUACGUCUCUCCACUACAACUUUGAGCUUCAAUCCUUUCGAUCUAGAUUCGGCCAACUUUGA